GAGGAUGCAACAUGGCUGAGUUGAGGACCAUCGAUAGAUGAUGAUCAACGACCCUGCACGCACUGUGUUUGGGGGCGUUACCCUCCACUUCACCAGACACGCCCGCUUCCCUUCGAGCUGAGUUCACUGGUAUUCGGUAUUCGGUUUGCCGGAGACUUUCAGAAGUGAUUCCUUUGACAAGAAAAUAACUAUAUACCACAAAUCACUCCCGAAAGGACAGGAGCAACGAACGGAUCAAUCGCCUGGUGGAGGUUUUGCCUCUUCUGUGGGACUUCCUUAAUUCCUACUCCUCGCGCGCUCCUUUUAUCUGAGAACUAGAGAGAUUUCUGAAAGAAAAAAAACAACAGUAGGCUAGAGGAAGAAAGAACACUUGUUUGAUUGGUUGAUGCCUGUUUGUCUUCUCUAAAAUAUUGUCUCUUUCUUUAAGUGACGUUUAAUGACUUUUGGCAGCGCUCCUUGAACCAGAAGACACCCAGCGCUUCUCGUCCUCUUGGCUCCCCCUCGUCACUUUCACCUGAUGGUCCAGGAACACUUAUAUUCUUCACAAGAGUUGUUGACGCACAGGUCACUGAUCCCUGGAUGUUGACAGCUCCUUUUCCCAGUCCACGAGCAGACCUUCAUAUCGUUCAUAUUUCUCUCGCUCUCUCGUUACUGAGAGAAAACUAAAAAAUAAGUGAUAAACAUUACGCCUAACCAUCUCUAUCGCCGUCUGUGUGAUCAAAAGCCACGGGGAAGGAAGGAAAAGGAAACGAUAGAGAGAGAGGGCGAGAGGGAAAUAGUGAGUGACGGGAGGAGGAACCGUGAGUUUUGAUGUUUGGGAUCCAGGAGAACAUCCAGAGGAGCGGAAGUAUUAUGAAAGAAGAGCCCAUGGUGGCCGGGAUGAACGCUGUUCGGAGCUGGAUGCAGGGCGCCGGGCUGCUGGACGUCAGCACAGCCGCCCAGAGCGGCGUGGCUCUGGCCCGGGCACAUUUCGAGAAGCAACCGCCCUCCAACCUCCGCAAGUCCAACUUCUUCCACUUCGUGCUGGCUCUGUACGACAGACAAGGCCAGCCGGUGGAGAUAGAGAGAACCAGCUUCGUUGGAUUUGUUGAAAAGGAAAAAGAAACGCCAGGGGAAAAAACCAACAAUGGUAUACAGUACCGGUUACAGCUCCUAUACAGCAAUGGUAUCAGGACAGAACAGGACUUUUACGUGCGCCUCAUCGAUUCCAUGACCAAACAGGCGAUCAUCUAUGAGGGACAGGAUAAGAACCCUGAGAUGUGUCGGGUUCUACUGACUCACGAGAUUAUGUGCAGUCGGUGUUGUGAUAAGAAGAGCUGUGGCAACAGAAACGAGACGCCCUCUGACCCCGUCAUCAUUGACAGGUUCUUCCUCAAGUUCUUCCUGAAAUGCAACCAGAACUGUCUGAAGAAUGCAGGGAACCCACGAGACAUGAGACGUUUUCAGGUGGUGGUGUCUACCACGGUGAGUGUGGACGGACAUGUCCUCUCUGUGUCUGACAACAUGUUUGUCCACAACAACUCUAAACACGGUCGCCGGGCCAGGAGACAAGACCCUUCAGAAGGAACACCCUCGUACCUGGAGCAUGCCACCCCUUGUAUCAAGGCCAUCAGCCCCAGUGAGGGCUGGACUACAGGCGGGGCUACAGUAAUUAUCAUUGGAGAAAACUUCUUUGAUGGACUUCAGGUCAUAUUCGGUACCAUGCUGGUCUGGAGUGAGCUCAUCACAGCCCACGCCAUCCGGGUGCAGACUCCCCCAAGACACAUUCCUGGGGUUGUAGAGGUCACUCUGUCAUACAAGUCUAAACAGUUCUGCAAGGGCACACCUGGACGCUUCAUAUACACAGCGUUGAAUGAGCCCACUAUAGAUUACGGCUUCCAGAGGUUGCAGAAGGUCAUCCCCAGACAUCCAGGAGACCAGGAGAGACUACCUAAGGAAGUCAUUCUAAAGAGAGCGGCAGACUUGGUAGAAGCGCUGUACGGGAUGCCACAUAACAACCAGGAGAUGAUUCUGAAGCGGGCAGCAGACAUGGCAGAGGCGUUGUACACAACGUUGCCACGCAGCCACAACCAGCUGACUGGGAUGGGCAGCGGCUCCGUCCACGCCGGCAUGAUGGCCGUCAACUCCUUCCCCGGGUCAGAGGUCACACAGAUAGCCAAUCAGGGUUACAGUAGGAGUAGCAGCAGUGCAUCUCCUCAUGGUUAUGUCCCCAGCACCACUCCACAGCAGACCAGCUACAGCUCUGUUUCCACUAGCAUGAACGGCUACACUAACUCUGGCAUGACCACGCUAGGAACCUCACCCAACUUCCUCAACGGGUCAGCCACCAACUCACCCUAUGCUAUCGUUCCCUCCAGUCCCACCAUGGCCUCCACCACCAAUCUUUCAUCCAACUGCAGUAGUUCUUCAGGCAUCUUCUCCUUCUCUCCGGCCAACAUGGUGUCUGCUGCGGUCAAACAGAAGAGCGCCUUCGCCCCUGUUGUACGGCCGCAGACCUCCCCUCCACUCACCUGCACCAGCGCUAUUGCUAACGGACUGCAAGUAGAUCAGUCUUUUGUGGACUCUAGCAAGUACUCCUCCUCCAGCUCUCUUCAGGGUCUGGCCUUCUCCUGAAUGAUUCCCGGGAUGAUUGUUCCAUCCAUGAAGAUCUGUGAACGUUGAGGAUUUGGGAAUGUUGACAGGAAGAGAACGUGUCUGAUGUGUCUCUGUGUCACACUCCUACCCUCUGGACCGGAAUAGAAUACUGAACUCAAAAUGGAAGCCUUGUUAAACUCAGGCCUUUGUAGAAGGAAUCUCAUUGGAAGGAAGAAGGAUGAAGAAGAGGACGAAAAUAACAUUUUUGAUGUAAUUUCCUUUCCCUGUGAAUUUGUGAACCUUCUCAGACACAACUUGGAGUCAAAUAAUAAAGUUAUUUAAAAUUAAUUGAACUGUAUUGAAAUGAAUUUGAUUUAAUGGAAUUGAUAAUAUGUAUGACCUCAUGACCCUGUCCACACCCCAAUUGAGUAAUAAUAUGUAUGACCUCAUGACCCUGUCCACACCCCAAUUGAGUAAUAAUAUGUAUGACCUCAUGACCCUGUCCACACCCCAAUUGAGUAAUAAUAUGUAUGACCUCAUGACCCUGUCCACACCACAGUUCAGUGACAAUAUGACUGACCUCAUGACAAAAGCAUUUAUUUAUGUUUUCUGUGUAUUUAUUGGUAUAAUGUUUAAGUUUGAUCUAUUGUAUGCCUUCUUACAGACUGUAACACGUACAAACAACACUGAAGCUGAUUGGCUAUAAGGGUUUGUGUAAGUAGAUAGCUCCAACAUGACUGGAUAGGAGUUAACAGGGGUUGUAACAAAGUUGUCUCGUAUCAGUUUACAUUUAGUAACUGUAAACAAUGUAUAGCCUCAAAACACGGUUAAACUUAGAAUCUCCAUCUCAUGGCUGGUCAGUCCUUGCAUCCAUAGCCCUGUCUAUGGAUUUGAGAGUAGUUACAUAUCUCCAUCUCAUGGCUGGUCAGUCCUUGCAUCCAUAGCCCUGUCUAUGGAUUUGAGAGUAGUUACAU
Messenger RNA from Oncorhynchus mykiss (rainbow trout), 3548 nucleotides. Its product is annotated as transcription factor COE1-A. The record is from RefSeq and is a predicted model, not a curated record. Gene Ontology annotation, molecular function: DNA binding; DNA-binding transcription factor activity. Lineage: Eukaryota; Metazoa; Chordata; Actinopteri; Salmoniformes; Salmonidae. Gene Ontology annotation, biological process: regulation of DNA-templated transcription.